UUUAAAGAUAUAUAUUUUCUAAGAUUAGGGAAGAGUAAAAAAAUACAUGGAAUUUCUUGAGAAAGAAGUGGUUGAAUAUAUAGAAUCAGAGAAUAAAGGAUAUGAGAUUUUGAAUGAGGCAAAAAAAGAGUUUUUUUCAGAUAUUUUGUGUUUAAAUGAGAUGAUCCGAUCAUGUUUUAAUGAUAAAAUAAAAAAGAUCCAGAAUGAAGGGAAUGAGCGGAGAAAUGAAGAAAAAAGUCUUAAUAAAUAUAUAUUUGAUCAUUAUUAUAAGGUAGAAAGGGUUUUAACAUCAAUUGAUAGUAUAAAGAAAAAAUUAAAUUUGGAUGAUAUGAUUGAAGAUAUAAAUAAGCUUGAAAUGCAAUUAAAUUAUGUUAAAAAGAUGCUAAAAGAAGUUAAAGAAAUGGAUCAAUAAGUAAGCUAAAAAUUAG
Pneumocystis carinii B80 is the source of this 428-nucleotide messenger RNA. RefSeq lists its product as hypothetical. The transcript is spliced from 4 exons. The record is from RefSeq and is a predicted model, not a curated record. Lineage: Eukaryota; Fungi; Ascomycota; Pneumocystomycetes; Pneumocystales; Pneumocystaceae. Bases 47 to 412 code for a protein of 121 amino acids.